Molecule: messenger RNA, 834 nt
Organism: Camellia sinensis
Lineage: Eukaryota; Viridiplantae; Streptophyta; Magnoliopsida; Ericales; Theaceae
Product: STOREKEEPER protein-like
Biological process (GO): regulation of DNA-templated transcription
Cellular component (GO): nucleus
Source: RefSeq, a predicted model, not a curated record
AUGUCACAAGAUAGCCCACGAUCUCCUUUUGAAGUUCCUCAUGAAGAAGAAGACCAAUCUGAAGAACUAGAUACUGAUACUGAUAAUCAACAACAAUUUGAAGAAGAAGAAGCAGACGGGUCGGAGUCCGAUUCUGAAGACUGUAGCAUCCAUACCUCCUCCCCUGAUCCUGAUAUUCAUCAGGAAAAUCGUUCACGCAAUGUCUUCGUCUUCAAGCCAAGGUGUCUGAAAAUGAAGGACAUCAAUUCUCCUCCAGAUUUGCCAGCAAAAAUACCAUUCAAGAACUCUGUUGAAGAAGAUAAUUCUCAGAGUAGGGCUCAAAAUGGCGAUCAUGAUGAAGAGAAGCCAAGAAAUGAUCUGAACAAUGAUGAAAUCACAAUCUUGAAGAGCAUUCUUGAUUACUACUCCAAGAAUGGGGCAUACCCACUUCACAAUUCCCCAGCCUUGCAUGAUUUCCUCAAAAACUCACUUCAGAUUGAUGUCCGUCCAUGGGAUUUGAAUGAUGAAAUCUCCAUAUUGAGGGAAAAAUACAUCAACAUUCGGGAGAAAGAGAGUGACAUGAAUGCUGAUGAUGAUCAUCUGAACGAGUUCAAUGAAGAUAAGAAGAAAAAGGGUUUGAGAGUUGAAGAAGAGCCAGACUUGUCUGAGUUUCCUUUCCUGAAAGAAUCAUUACAUUUUGGUAAGAAUUUGACUGCUCUGAGAUUGGUUGGAAACUCAAAGCUGAAAGAGUUGGAUGAGAAAUGGAGGAAGUUGCAGGUGGAGGAACUCGAGUUCUUCUUGAAGCGAUUGGAUUUGAUUCACGAACAAACAAAGCUCAUACUCGAUGCAAUUUAA